This is a messenger RNA of Tripterygium wilfordii, 3290 nucleotides long. RefSeq names its product serine/threonine-protein kinase D6PKL1-like. Gene Ontology annotation, molecular function: protein serine/threonine kinase activity; ATP binding. The record is from RefSeq and is a predicted model, not a curated record. Gene Ontology annotation, cellular component: nucleus; cytoplasm; plasma membrane. Lineage: Eukaryota; Viridiplantae; Streptophyta; Magnoliopsida; Celastrales; Celastraceae. The transcript is spliced from 4 exons. Gene Ontology annotation, biological process: protein phosphorylation. Bases 389 to 3016 code for a protein of 875 amino acids.
ACAAAAAGAAAAGAAAAAACUCAAAGCUCCGUCUUAUUUCUUUGCGCCAUCUCGGAGAAAGAAACAGUAGCAGAGAGAGAAACCGUGACUGAGUGCGAGCAAGUGACGCUUCUCGUGAUUUGCAUUUCCUAACUUUCCUUUUUUCCUCAUUCACUCUCCAACGUCCUUCUCGUGCCCUAAUAUCUCCUCCCUAUUCGCUUUCGGUCUCUGUUUCUGUAGCCCUAGAUUUCUAUAUCUGCAACUGCGGUUCUCUCUUUUAUUAGUCGUCUUUGAGGCUGCCAACGGUGUCUGAUUCGGUUCUUUUCGACGAUUCUGGCCUUCCUCUGGAUUUGACAGCUUGAUUGUUAGUAGAUGGAUAUUACUAGGCUAUUUGCAUCUCGCAAUCAUUAUGAUUGAACUGAACCUGAAAGAAAAGUUAAGUCCUACAAACAUGGAUGCGUCACCUAGCACUAGUGAAAUUGUUGAAUCAACUGAAGAACUAGAUUUUGAAGCCAGAAGAGGUGGAAAGGCCAAAAUGAAAUUUAUGCCAAAAAGUGGAAAAAAGACGUAUAUAGAGGAUGACAUUAACCGUCUCUUUGGUGCAAUUGAUGUGAAAACUUCAGCUGGAGCUUGCAGCCUGUCCCAUGCUGGUGGUGGAGAUGCUUUAAGGAAGAGUUUAAUGAAAAGACCCAUGAGAGUCGGUUCAUCUCAGGCUUCGGGAAUUGGAGUUUCAGAACCUGUGAGUUUGAAGCAGGCACUGAGAGGAUUAUGCAUCUCUCAGGCAUCAGAGUUGGCUGCAACGAAGCGAUUAUUGAGGCCGGCUGGUGCAUCAGGGAUUCCUGAAUCAGGAACAAUCAAAAGGUUCUACAGAGCAGUGGUGGUUGAGGACAAUGGAUCUGUCUCCCACCUGACUCAGGGGAAAGCAAAUUUAGUAGAAAUCUCUUUAGUACCCGAGAGAAUAACAUCUGAUUCUUCUGAGAAGAGGUUUGGACCUCUGGAAGUGCCUAAAGCAGAGUUAUCGAAUCUAAGUUCUCAUCCUUCUGCUCCUUUGGUUGAAGUGACGACACAAACAUCCAUGAUGACUAAAUUACCUAAACAGGAUCAGAUUCUUCAUUCCCCCUGUGGCUCGGAUGCUGAGAUAACAGAAAUGGGGAAAGACAUGCUGACAUCUGCAGAUUCUUCUACUGCUAAUAUUAGUGAGAAAGUUGACGAAAGGACCUCAGACUUGAGUAAAGUCACUGUAGAAACUCCCAUGCCAGAGAAGGGGCAGAAGGACAAGUUCCAUUCUGCAUUUUUAUUUACCAAGUCCAGCCCUGGUAGUAGAGUAAGCAAUUCUGGUUGCAAUAGUCCAUGUUUUAUCAAGCCUAUCUUCAGAAACAAGAGCUUCAUGAAGAAAAAAGUAAAGCAAGAUUCAACUUCUGCUUCCAGCAGUUUGAAUAUAUGCAACGAAAAAGAUGAUCUAGGUCCUAGUGCAAGUAAGUUGAGCAGUUGGACACGCGACUAUAGUCCAAAGAAUGGGAAUAAAGAAAAUCAAAAAGCAUCUCCAGUUUGUAGAAAUUCAAAUCAUAGCAUUGAAGUCAAUUCAAGUAUUCCUGAUGCAAGCUCAAGCAAACCUGGUACUAGUUUGAAAUGUGAUAAUAGAACCGUAGUGACAAUAACUGACGAGAGAUCUAGAUCAAGAGAAAAGGGGGAGUUCUCCCAAAGCUCAAAAAGUAGUAUUGGUGAGUAUAGUAGUAGCACAACUCUUAGUGAGGAUAGCUAUCUAAGUGGAUCUAGUCGUUGUGGCUAUAGACCUCACAUGUCAAAAGACUUGAGAUGGGAAGCCGUUCACCAUGUUCAGAAGCAGCACGGAAGCUUGGGUUUGAGACACUUCAAGCUACUGAAGAAGCUUGGCUGCGGUGAUAUUGGGACUGUUUAUCUUGCUGAGCUUGUUGACACAAACUGCCUGUUUGCAUUAAAAGUGAUGGACAAUGAAUUUUUGGCGAGCAGGAAGAAGGUGUCUAGGGCCCAAACUGAGAGGGAGAUUAUGCAGAUGCUGGAUCAUCCUUUUCUCCCUACAUUAUAUGGCUAUUUGGUGUCGGAUAAAUUGUCGUGCUUGGUUAUGGAACAUUGUCCUGGGGGAGAUCUACAUGUGCUGAGGCAGAAGCAACCCAGUCGGUGUUUCUCCGAAUAUGCAGCCAGGUUUUACAUUGCAGAAGUCCUCCUUGCGUUGGAAUACUUGCACAUGCUUGGGGUUGUCUAUCGAGACUUAAAACCUGAAAAUAUUCUGGUCCGAGAAGAUGGGCAUAUAAUGCUCACAGACUUUGACCUUUCUCUCAGAUGUACUGUUAGUCCUGUGCUCCUUAAGUCAUCUUCACCAAGUGCGGAUUCCUCAAAAAAUAGGUCCAGUCCUUGCAGUGAAGGUAGCUGUAUUCACCCUUUUUGUCUCCAGCCAUCUUGGCAAGUUCCUUGUUUCACUCCUAGGCUUCUAUCAGUCGCUGUAAAAUCUCGGAAGAUCAAAUCUGACCCAGCUGCUCAAGUUAGCCCAUUGCCACAGCUUGUGGUGGAGCCAACAAGUGCCCGGUCAAACUCCUUUGUCGGAACCCAUGAAUACCUAGCUCCAGAGAUAAUCAAAGCUGAGGGUCACGGGAGCUCUGUUGAUUGGUGGACGUUUGGAAUUUUGCUAUUUGAGCUGUUAUAUGGUAAGACCCCCUUCAAGGGUCCUGGGAAUGAAGAAACCCUGGCCAAUGUGGUGUCCCAAAGCCUCAAAUUUCCGAAUGGUCCUAUAGUUAGUUUUCAUGCAAGAGAUUUGAUCAGAGGGUUGUUGAUAAAAGAACCAGAGAGUCGAUUAGGUUCUGUGAAAGGGGCUACAGAAAUCAAACAGCACCCCUUCUUUGAAGGCAUCAACUGGGCUUUGAUUCGCUGCACGAUACCACCAGAGCUGCCCAAAUUUUGUGAUGCUGCGACUGGUGUGCCAACAGCAGACCCUCAUAAUACAGAGAGCAACCAUCAUAAGGAAUCCAAUGGUAGGGAACAUAUAGAGUUUGAGAUGUUUUAGCCCAUAUUUGUGAAUUAUGACGACCGAAGAUGCAUGAUUUCUUAUUGGAAAAGAGAUUCCUCAUCCUUCUUGUAACUGAUAUAAUAAUAGAAUAUAGUGUAAAUGUAAUUCAGCAAAUAGGCUUCACUUGUUAAGGAUAUAGAAUAUAGAGUGAUACGGUAGUAUCCACUGCUCAUGGAGUGGGAUUUUCUCGUCUGAAUAUUAUGCUAUGCUACUAUCAGCGGCCUGGUUUAGUGGUUUGGACUCUUUUUUUAUGCGUCCAAGUUCUUCAUCU